This is a messenger RNA of Rhodotorula graminis WP1, 1617 nucleotides long. RefSeq lists its product as uncharacterized. Bases 1 to 1617 code for a protein of 538 amino acids. The record is from RefSeq and is a predicted model, not a curated record. Lineage: Eukaryota; Fungi; Basidiomycota; Microbotryomycetes; Sporidiobolales; Sporidiobolaceae. The transcript has 6 exons.
AUGGCUCAACAGCCCCCCUCCACCGCCACCAGCACCGACCUGUUCGAGAACUACGUCUACUACGCCGCAGAGGCAGCCAGACUCGCCCGCACCGCCUGUCAAGAGCGCACUCAGCUCGCAGCUCGCGUCGAGGCCCUCGAAGGCCAACUCGCUCUCGCCAAGCUCGGUCAUGUCGAGCAACAGAUAAAGGCGCGCAACGCCCAGAAACAACUCGAUAUCGUCGGCGGCGACCAGAUCGUCUACUGCGUCCUCGACGGCGACGGCUGCAUCUUUAACCGCACUCUCGUCGCCAAGGGCCGCGACGGCGGGCGCGAGGCCGCCAUCCUCCUCACCAAGAGCAUCGACGACUAUGCGUCGAGCCGCGGCAUCAAGGGCCAACUCACCAUGGUCGUCCACCUGUACCUCAACAAGGCCGGCCUCGCGCGCGUCCUCCAGACGUGCGGCAUCGCCGACGAGGCCACCUUCUCGGCCUUCCUCGUCGGCCUCAACGCGGCCCACCCGCUCAUCCUCGUGUCCGACGUCGGCCCGUCCAAGGAGGCGUGCGACGCCAAGCUCACCCAGACCCUCAAGCUGUACGCCAAGCUCCCGUCGACCAAGCUCGUCCUCGCCGGCGCCGCGCACGACGGCGGCUACGCCCACCUCUUCUCGUCGCUCGAGACCGAGGCGCCCGUCCUGUUCGACAAGGUGACGCUCCUCAAGAGCUACGACGACCUCGCGUUCGAGCUCAAGCGCCUCAACCUCCGCACGACAACGUUCGACGGCCUGUUCGAGAACAAGAAGCUCGUCGCGCACGGCAACGGCAACCAUCACCACUCGGCGGCGGCGUCGGGCUCGGGCACGCCGGCAGGCCUGCAGCCACCUCAGCUCCUCGCGACGCCCCGCAAGUCGUCGCCCGCCGUCGUGCAGCACACGACGCCGGCGCAGGUCGCCGUCGCCUCGUCCUCCUCGUCGACCGCGACGCCGACGUCGGCCAAGGCGCCCAAGACGCCGCGCUCGCUGUCGGCCAAGAUGGCCAAGCUGUCGCUCGCGGCGGCGGCCCUCGCGCCACCUGUCCCGAUCGUGUUCGGCGACACGGUCGAGGCGCAGGACGAGGAGCUCAAGAGCUCGAAGAAGAAGAAGCUGCGCGAGAUCGACCCGACCAAGCCGCUGUACAAGCAGGCGUUCGGCCCGCCCUGCAACCGCCACUACCUUCUCUCGCCCUCGUCCCCCCUGUACUGCGCCUCGUCGACCUCGGCCGCGCCGUGCAAGUACUCGCACGCCUACGCCCUCACGCCGCAGCAGCUCGCGACGCUGCGCACCGACGCGGCCAAGUCGCCGUGCUUCGCCGCGCUCAAGGGCCGGAUCUGCAGCGACGAAGCGUGCUUCGCCGGGCAUGUGUGCCCGAGGGGCGCGAGGUGUCUGUACGGCUCAAAGUGCAAGUUCAACGCGCCGGGCAUGCACCCGCCGGGCACCAAGGGCCGCAGCGAUGGCUGGGCGUGGCGCGGCGACCUGUACGCCGGCGACGGCGCCGCGCUCGCCGGCUCGGGCCUGCCGCGCAAGGGCCCGGCGUACGAGGUGCGCGAGUACGGCACGACGUCGGGCAGCGAGGGGUACGAGACGACGAGCAGCUUGGACUGA